Messenger RNA from Sphaeroforma arctica JP610, 513 nucleotides. RefSeq names its product tRNA methyl transferase. The transcript has 4 exons. Bases 1 to 513 code for a protein of 170 amino acids. Lineage: Eukaryota; Ichthyosporea; Ichthyophonida. Gene Ontology annotation, biological process: tRNA wobble position uridine thiolation. Gene Ontology annotation, molecular function: transferase activity. The record is from RefSeq and is a predicted model, not a curated record.
AUGGGUUCAAACGACGUAAAUUUAAAAACCAAAGUAAAUUCGAAGAUCAAGGUUGUGGUGGGCAUGUCCGGAGGCGUUGAUUCAAGUGUUGUUGCACUACUUCUCAAACAACAAGGGUAUGAUGUGGAGGGCUUGUUUAUGCAAAAUUGGGAUACCCGGGAUGAGCAAGGACAUUGUUCAGCUGACGAAGACUAUAAGGACAUGCUAGACGUAUGCCAAAAACUGGGUAUAAAGGGGCAUCGGGUCUCGUUUGUUAAGGAAUAUUGGAAUGAUGUCUUCGAAGGGUUUCUGCAAUCGUACGAGAAGGGCCAUACACCAAACCCUGACAUAUUCUGCAACAAGGAAAUCAAAUUCAAAGCCUUCUUGAAACAUGCGACGGACAAUUUGGGGGCGGACAUGAUAGCAACGGGCCACUACGCUCAACGGGUACCCACUCCAGGUGGUGAUGGAUGGCAAUUGGCAAUGGGCUUGGACCAGGGCAAGGUACUGCCAACACUACACGCGAGUAAUUGA